Molecule: messenger RNA, 1042 nt
Organism: Bipolaris maydis ATCC 48331
Lineage: Eukaryota; Fungi; Ascomycota; Dothideomycetes; Pleosporales; Pleosporaceae
Product: deoxyribonuclease NucA/NucB-domain-containing protein
Source: RefSeq, a predicted model, not a curated record
CUUUAUUCCAAGACAUCUCUCUCCACGUUCUUCAUCAACCGUGUCUGGCCAGUUUCUUAGCCUGACUAAACUGAAACUAUCCAACAUGCGCGCUUUCACAUUGCUUAGUCUUGCUCCAUUUGUACUUGGGCAGCAGUAUCUGUUGAACCUGGAUUGCACCGAUUAUCCAGGGCCUUGCAACAAUGACUGCUACGCGGCGUAUGUCGCCAACAAGCCGUUGAUCCUUAACUACAAUGGCCCUGAUGGCCAAGCUGCCGCACGCCGGAGAGCGGCUGGUUGCGUUUCCUCUUCCCCAUGUACCAAUGGCAAGAUGGCAACGCCAAAUACUGAUGAGACCUCCUGUGACGAAUAUCCUUACGCGUCCGUUGUUGAAGGCGGUAGCGGAGCAAUUCUUCGGUGCACCCAGCUAAGUGAGAACACGGCAGAGGGUACGGCACUGAGUGGAUUUUUCAGUUCCGUCUGUGGCAAUCAACCCUGCACUUUCAUGAUUACCUUUGGAAAUCCAGGCGGUGGUCAAACCCCUUACUGUCUUGACGGUGGUGGUGCGAACGAUGGGUUCGAGUACUCGUACCAGGGCAACGGAAAUUAUCAACUUGCUAACAGAGACUUAAACGCUACCGAGGACGGUGGGUGGGGGCUACACGAGCCAGACCCAGCCGACUAUUUCCCUCCUCAUCUCCGCCGCGAAUUUCUCUUGGCGGAUGGGAGCCGCACUAUAGUCUCGUCGCGCAACCUAACUGCCUCUUACGACGAUGCAAUCUUCUAUUCCGUGCGCAACGGCACAGUGUUUCAAACUCAUGUAGUCAAGGAAUUACUCCACUUCGAGAAACGCCUCGAAUUGCAAGACCCGGCCUUGAGGGACUCUAGUUUGUAAUGGGCUAAGGCCCCCUUAGUAAGAUCCUCAGUGAGACCUCGGCAGGUUGCCUGUAAAAAUGACACUGAGAUCAACAAGAGAACAUGUCUGUCCAAUCCGUACUUAGAUAUAAGCUCUCUUAUAGAUAACUUUAUAACUCUCCAUCGAAUACAACCUUCUUUUACCCGU